This is a messenger RNA of Procambarus clarkii (red swamp crayfish), 503 nucleotides long. The record is from RefSeq and is a predicted model, not a curated record. NCBI's taxonomy places the organism in Eukaryota, Metazoa, Arthropoda, Malacostraca, Decapoda, Cambaridae.
AGAUUAUUUUACAAGGAGGUGGAGGCGGGCGCUGCGGCGUUUUGGUAGCGAGAUGAACGGGUUUCCGGCGGCCUCUAUCUCGGCGGCCGCCACCCUCGCCUCUCCUAGCGGCGGCUUCUCACUCAUCUAUACCCGAAAUCCUCCUUCGGAACGAUGGUGAACAUUCCCAAAACCCGGAACACGUUCUGCUGGAAGUGCAAGAAGCACCAGGCACACAAAGUUUCCCAGUAUAAGAAGUCUAAGGAACGCACCUUUGCCCAAGGUCGUCGCCGUUAUGACAGGAAGCAGUCAGGGUAUGGUGGCCAGUCGAAGCCUAUCUUCAGGAAGAAGGCUAAAACCACAAAGAAGAUUGUACUGAAGAUGGAGUGCAACAAGUGCAGAAUCAAGACCCAGCUUCCUCUCAAGAGAUGCAAGCACUUUGAACUGGGUGGUGACAAGAAGCGCAAGGGAAUGAUGAUCCAGUUCUAAGCUGUCACUAAAGAGUAAAAAAAAAAAAACCUCCA